AGCUAAGGUUUCGAGGCUAGCGGCUUUUAGCUCAAACGGAGACAGAGAAGGUGGGCGACAACUGACGACGAUGAUUGCCACUUCAAUGUCUAUGCUCCAGCAAGUGUGUUCCGUGCAAAUCGCACGUGCCAUGCGACCUCGUUCCGUUACCAUCAUAUCCUCUCGUAGCCUCUCCACCACAACCUCUUCCUCCUCCACUACAUCUCGUGCCUCUCAAGUGGACCCUCACGUGCUCCUCGGCAUGUCGGAGCCCGAGCUUCAACAACUCGCAACCGACCUUGGACAGCAAAGCUAUAGAGGAAAGCAGCUCCAUCAUCUAAUAUACCAGAGAAAAGUCAAAGAAAUCCAGGAUUUUAGUCAAUUGCCUCUGGUAUUUCGAAAUGAUCUUCAAGAAGCUGGAUGGAAAGUCGGGCGGUCACCUAUUUUUCAAACUGUAACUGCAGCUGAUGGCACGGUUAAGUUACUGAUAAGACUGGAGGAUAACAGAUUGAUUGAAACUGUUGGUAUUCCAGUUGAAGAUGAGAAAGGUUCAAUGCGGCUUACUGCCUGUGUUUCAUCUCAGGUAGGCUGUCCUUUGCGCUGCUCAUUUUGUGCCACUGGAAAGGGUGGUUUUUCAAGGAAUCUUCAAAGGCAUGAAAUUGUUGAGCAGGUUUUGGCUGUUGAGGAGAUCUUCAAGCACAGGGUGACAAAUGUAGUGUUCAUGGGAAUGGGUGAACCAAUGUUGAACUUGAAGUCGGUACUUGAAGCACACCGAUGCUUGAAUAAGGAUGUUCAAAUUGGGCAAAGAAUGAUCACAAUAUCAACUGUGGGGGUUCCAAACACAAUUAAAAAGCUGGCUUCUCAUAAACUUCAGUCAACAUUGGCCUUAAGCUUACAUGCUCCAAAUCAGAAACUUAGAGAAACAAUUGUUCCAAGUGCGAAAUCCUACCCUCUAGAUGCAAUUAUGAAAGAUUGCAAGGAGUACUUCCUUGAAACCAGUCGACGAGUAUCCUUUGAGUAUGCACUUUUAGCUGGGGUCAAUGAUAGAGUGGAGCAUGCUAAAGAACUUGCUGAGCUACUUCACCAGUGGGGACGUGGUCAUCAUGUGAAUCUGAUUCCUUUCAAUCCAAUCCAAGGUUCUGAUUACAAGCGUCCACACAAAAAGGCGAUACAAGCAUUUGCAGCUGUGCUAGAGUCUCGUAAAGUAACUGUAAGCGUGCGCCAAACAAGGGGCCUGGAUGCAAGUGCAGCUUGUGGUCAACUAAGAAAUGAAUUCCAAAAAAGUCCUUUAGUCAUAAAUUCUGACAGCUUGGAAUCUCAACCAGAGAAUGUUGCAGUCGCAUGCUGAUGCCAAUCAGUCUUUGGUUGGUUGAGUAUCUGAUGGCAUUUCACACUUGUCUCUUCCCCAAUCUGCAAGAAUCUUGUUGCUUGAUGACCAGGCUAGUUGGUGUUUCCGAGCAUGCUCGUUAUGGUGUAAUCUAGAAUUUGCAUCUGCCUUGCGGCUGCUGAAGUGAAAGUUCGUUUCAUACAUGAUGCGAAACACACGGGGUUCAAUGAAUGGGCUCAUUUUACCGAUUGGUUUGGGGGGUUCUGGGUUGUGAAUAGCCUGAAAACUCAUGAGAUGAAGAGUGGAGGACACGCUUUUCUCAAUGAUUUUCCUCUUCGUACCGGGGAGGGGAGCGAUCGUGAUUAUACACAAGCACAACCAUCAGUUUUAGCUAAUAGAUUGUAAAGAUGCAACCUGCUCCCAUCUUCUGUUUUGAUUAUUAAUAAUAGUGCUUCCAUCUUUGCUCAUAAAGAGAGAGAUCAGGCGUUGGACCGUGGAGGCAGGACCACAAGUCUCUCAAAAAAAAGGUAUUCUAUGAGACCGUUGUUUGUAGCUAGGCAGACAUUUUUUAUUUGCGUUAUUAGUGGAUUUAUACCUGUCAUUACAUUA
Messenger RNA from Populus nigra (black poplar), 1915 nucleotides. RefSeq lists its product as uncharacterized. The record is from RefSeq and is a predicted model, not a curated record. Lineage: Eukaryota; Viridiplantae; Streptophyta; Magnoliopsida; Malpighiales; Salicaceae. The transcript is spliced from 10 exons. Gene Ontology annotation, biological process: rRNA base methylation; tRNA methylation. Gene Ontology annotation, molecular function: iron-sulfur cluster binding; RNA methyltransferase activity. The coding region runs from base 71 to 1327 and encodes 418 amino acids.